GCCGCUCUUCCGACCUGGAGGGCACGUUCCUUACCUGCUCUUUCGUCCGCUCAGGCGGAGCUUCCCCGAGCACAGCCGAGUUUGACUGUGUGUCGGUCUCUCUUCUGAGUUUCAAUAAAGUUUUCCUCUUUCUCCCAUAUACGGAGCUCAAGAUGGCGGCCUCCUGGUCGCCCUUGGUUACCCUGCACUCCUUAGCGCGGAGCCGGCUGAGCCGGAGAUGUGUUGGGUGCCGGGCCUGGGCCGCCGCUCUUGUUCCUCCCGCCACCGCCCCAGGGAAGCCCCUUUGUAAAGCGUAUAUGGUACAGCUGCCUGAGAGUGUGACCCCAUCUGCUUCUGCUUCCAAGGCCUGUUUGAAACCUUUGGCUGUUUGUCAUGGACCUCUGGAUCACUAUGACUUUCUGAUCAAAGCUCAUGAGCUAAAGGAUGAUGAACAUCAAAGAAGAGUGAUCCAAUGUUUGCAGAAAUUACAUGAGGACCUUAGAGGAUACAGCAUAGAGGCAGAAGGUCUUUUUUCAAAGCUUUUUUCAAGGAGCAAACCUCCAAAGGGCCUGUAUGUUUAUGGAGAUGUUGGUACAGGAAAAACAAUGGUGAUGGACAUGUUUUAUGCUUAUGUGGAAAUGAAGAGGAAAAAACGGGUCCAUUUUCAUGGUUUCAUGUUAGAUGUGCACAAAAGAAUACACCGCCUUAAAAAGAAUUUGCCAAAAAGGAAACAAGGAUUCAUGACUAAAUCAUAUGACCCAAUCGCUCCCAUAGCUGAAGAAAUCAGUCAUGAAGCCUGUCUCUUGUGUUUUGAUGAAUUUCAGGUCACUGACAUUGCUGAUGCCAUGAUUUUGAAACAGCUUUUUGAAAAUCUGUUCAAAAAUGGGGUCGUUGUUGUGGCAACAUCUAACAGACCACCGGAAGACCUCUAUAAAAAUGGACUCCAAAGGGCUAACUUUGUACCAUUCAUAGCUGUCCUGAAGGAAUACUGUAAUACAGUUCAGCUAGAUUCUGGGAUAGAUUACCGGAAAAGGGAACUCCCAGCUGCAGGAAAACUCUACUACCUAGGACUGCAGGUUUUUAUUGGAGUUUUAGCCACCCGAAGCAGUACUGCCCACACUGUCAUUCCUCACUCUGAAAGCAAGCCCUCAAAAAAUCCCCACUCCUGGUACCAGGGUCAGAACCAAAUUAGACAGCUGUGCCAUUUCUCAUACAGGAGAAAAAAAGACCCACUUGGAGCCAGUGACUAUUUGGAACUAUCUAGGAAUUUUGACACAGUAUUUUUACGAAACAUUCCACAAUUUACGCUGGCAAAGAGGACUCAAGCUCGAAGAUUCAUAACUCUCAUCGAUAACUUUUAUGAUUUCAAGGUGCGCAUAAUUUGCUCCGCAACGACUCCUAUAUCAAGCUUAUUUUUGCAUCAACAUCAUGACAGUGAGUUGGAGCAAAGCAGAAUACUGAUGGAUGAUUUGGGACUGAGCCAGGACUCGGCAGGACUCUCUAUGUUUACUGGAGAAGAGGAAAUCUUUGCAUUUCAGCGCACAAUUUCCCGACUCACAGAAAUGCAAACUGAACAGUACUGGAAUGAAGGGGACAGAAGCAAGAAGUAACUGUCACUUUCACAUGAAUAAAACGAGACAAAUGGUUAAUGCAGAGAGAACUCUGUAUUGUGAGACUUGAAGGAAUCAUUUUCUCAUCAUUAAUUAUGCACUUUGUCCUCUGGACCAUUUUAAUCUAAAAUUACUGUCAAAGAUUUAGUGGAUUAGUAAGUUAAAGACUUACCAUUUUCAUAGAUGUACUUUUUGCCUAUUUAUGUGGCCUUAUUUCUGCACCACAAAAUUAAAAUCAUCACUCCUGAAGAUUACUGUAAAAGUAGACAUUUUAGCUUCACAUUGAACUACUUGAAUGAACCUUGAAUGCAUAAAUAUACAGUAAAUGCAAAUUGUCUGGAUAGCACCAAGCUUUUGUGGCAUGGUGAUCUCACCUUAUGAAAACAUCUUUUAUAAGAGGGUAAAGCAAAAAAUAAACCAUUUCAAUUCAAAACAAAUCCUUCUGAUCUUAUUAUAAACUGAAGGGAAUAACGUUUUAGAAUAUGGGCUAUGUGUGUGAUUCUUCAUAGGUUUUUGUCUUUGAAUUAUUAUCAACCCUCUAGGCCUUCAGGUUUCCUUAAUGUCAGAACAAGUGUGACUUUAACCUGGGGUUAAGGUUGGCAGGCAGGACCUUGUCUCAUGGUGACACAGAGUUGCCUGGACAAAGAGGAGUAUGACAGCAUCAAGUCAGGAGCAAGUCAGAUCCCUGCCCUCACCCUCUGCAGGCAGUGGGAGGGCAGGUACCAAGAAAGUAUCAUCGAGAGUGUUGGAAGGAGACAGAGUCACAGACAUCCCAACAACAGAGCCGACGUCUGCUCAUCAUUGUCAACAAUGCCUUCUUCCACUGUCCAUCCACACUGGCUUUCUUUGCAGAAUGCCACUCCCCACGCUUGCUGCUGAUUCUGCAGAGUUGGACCUAAUAGUAAAUAGGAAAGAACACCCGACAGUUCUCUUUUAAAUAAAAUCGGAUUUGUCCUUCAUUGAGCUCAUUUCUUAAUUCAUUUAAGUAAACCUGACUUUGCUAACUAUUUUCAGAAAAAUGAUCCUGGUUGAGACUCUUCAAAGAAUCUUGAAUCCAG
Molecule: messenger RNA, 2647 nt
Organism: Marmota flaviventris (yellow-bellied marmot)
Lineage: Eukaryota; Metazoa; Chordata; Mammalia; Rodentia; Sciuridae
Source: RefSeq, a predicted model, not a curated record